Messenger RNA from Rotaria socialis, 356 nucleotides. The record is from the annotation of a GenBank genome assembly. NCBI's taxonomy places the organism in Eukaryota, Metazoa, Rotifera, Eurotatoria, Philodinida, Philodinidae.
GUGCAAGUGCUGAAUUUUCUUAUUUUUUAAUUCAUAUUGCUCGUGCAUCAGAAGAUGAUUUAUUUCUGUCUGGUCUCUUACAAAUGAUUAAACAUGAAGCUAAUCUGGCUAACAAUCAAAACAUGAAUGAUAUGAAUUCGGAGUUAGUCGCAGCAUUGAAUGAGCUUCAAGUUGGAUAUGUAAACCGAAUGAAUGAAAUGAAAUCAAACAAAGAAUUGAAUAAUUUAUCAUUUAUUUAUAAACGAAUUAAUGACAUUAGUGAAUAUCCGAUUAUACGUGAGCAGUUGGCAGCUAUUAAAGCAGGAAGGAUGAGAAUUAUGAUGGAAAAUGAAUAUGAAGUACCAAAAAGAAACUAA